GGCGCUGUGACCAAGCUCGGAAUACAUCUACCAAGUGGACGCUCGUUGUCUUAGCCUGUCAAUCUUGCCGCUGUGGAGAAUUGCACUUUUGAUACGCCUCCAUUCUGAUAAACGUCGGAUGUCCUCUUCGCUGUUCGUGAUUCUUUGAAGCCACCGACGUGGGAAUACGGGCGAUAUAUGAUAUGCUGAAAACUUGGUGACGAGUUCGCGACAUCGUUUACGUUACUUGUGCUGUCGCAUACAGUUCUAAUACUGGCGCCCGCGAAGUCAUCUCCAAACGAACGCUGGAGACCGCUGCUCGGGACGAGAUCACCUGGCGAGCCGCAAGGCAUGAUUCUCCACCGCACUGUCGACGAGGUUGAUCCUCGAGCUAUAAAAACCGCGGGCAUGGGCCCUUGACUCACCUAACUCUCUAACACCACGAUGGUCCUCAAACUCUACGGCAACCCGCACUCGACCUGCACCCAGCGUGUGCGCACCGUCCUCGAGGAGCUCUCGGUCCCGUACGAGCUCGUCGUGAUCGAGCUCCAGAAGGGCGAGCACAAAUCACCCGAGUUCGUCGCCAUCCAGCCGUUCGGCCAGGUGCCGUACAUCGACGACGACGGCUUCAAGCUGUUCGAGUCCCGCGCUAUCGCGCGCUACCUCGCGCUCAAGAACGGCGGCGUCGACAAGAUCAUCCCGGACCCGAAGAACCUGCAGAAAUUUGCGCUCUUCGAGCAAGGGGCGAGUAUCGAGCAGAGCAACUUCGACCCGUCGGUGUCGGCGCUGGCGUUUGAGAACGUGUUCAAGCCGCUGCUUGGCCAGAAGACGGACCCUGCGACAGUCGAGAAGCACAAGACGACGCUGGCAGGCAAGCUCGCAGGCUACGAGGCCCUCCUCUCUCGCCAGAAAUACAUCGGGGGCGACGAGCUCACCAUCGUCGACAUCUUCCACCUUCCCUACGGUGCGCUUCUUAAAGUACAGGGCAUUGACCUCCUCGAGUCAGACAAGUACCCCAACGUAAAGAGAUGGUGGGCCGAGCUCACCUCGCGUCCUUCGUGGAAGAAAGUUUCCGGGCAGUAGACGACUGCACAAUGCAGAUAAUGCGCAUGUAAUCUGUAAAGUAACUGGUCCCGAAGGCUGAAUGUACAACCAUAUUGUUUGUCACUCAC
Dichomitus squalens LYAD-421 SS1 is the source of this 1151-nucleotide messenger RNA. RefSeq names its product glutathione S-transferase C-terminal-like protein. Bases 424 to 1062 code for a protein of 212 amino acids. The transcript has 5 exons. Lineage: Eukaryota; Fungi; Basidiomycota; Agaricomycetes; Polyporales; Polyporaceae. Gene Ontology annotation, cellular component: cytoplasm. Gene Ontology annotation, molecular function: glutathione transferase activity; glutathione binding. The record is from RefSeq and is a predicted model, not a curated record.